Molecule: messenger RNA, 2325 nt
Organism: Gadus morhua (Atlantic cod)
Lineage: Eukaryota; Metazoa; Chordata; Actinopteri; Gadiformes; Gadidae
Gene: pcolcea
Product: procollagen C-endopeptidase enhancer a
Exons: 9
Coding region: 136-1524 (462 amino acids)
Biological process (GO): proteolysis
Molecular function (GO): peptidase activator activity; protein binding; collagen binding
Source: RefSeq, a predicted model, not a curated record
AACGUCUACAGCCCUCUCUCUCUCUCUCUCUCUCUCUCCGCCCUCUCCAGAAAGCCUCCUCUCUCCCUCUCGUCUCCCCUCCGUCUCCCAACGUCUCCUCUGCAGUGUGCUGUAGCUCGCUGAGGACUCUGCAUCAUGGAUCGUCCCGGGUGUAUGUUGAUGGCCCGCUCCUUCCUGCUGUACCUCAGCGCUGCAUGGCUCCUGGCUGCGACCCGCGCCCAGCAGAGCAACUUCACCAGGCCGGUCUUCCAGUGCGGCGGUGACCUGGUGUCCGACUCCGGCUUCGUAGGCAGUGAGGACUUCCCCAGCUACUACAAACCCAACAGCAAGUGCACCUGGCGCAUCACGGUCCCCGAAGGCAACGUGGUCAUGCUGACGUUCCGUGUGAUGGACCUGGAGGCGGACUCGCUCUGUCGCUAUGACUACCUGGACGCGUACAACGGCCACUCCAACAUGAAGCAGAAGCUGGGGCGCUUCUGUGGAACGUUCCGGCCCGGCGCGCUGAUCUCCACCAGCAACACCCUGAUGCUGGACAUGGUCUCCGACGACGGGAACCAGGGCCGCGGCUUCGUGGCCUACUUCAGCGGCAUCGCGCCCACCGCUGACGAGCAACAGUUCUGCGGGGGGAGGAUCACCAAGGCCCAGGGAGAGAUCACCACACCCGGCUGGCCCAUGAACAAGUACCCACCAGGGACCAGCUGCUCCUGGCUCAUCACCGUGGACCCGGGCAUGGUCAUCAUGGUGAGGUUUGAUAAGUUCCUGCUGGAGGCAGACACCUACUGCCGCUUCGACUACGUGGCCUUCUUCAACGGCGGGGAGAGAGACAACUCCCGACUGAUCGGGAAGUUCUGCGGCGACAGAGCGCCUGAGCCGCUGGUUUCCAACGGCAACGUGCUGCUGGUCCAGUUUGUGUCUGACCUCAGCGUGACCUCCGACGGCUUCUUGGCGAGCUACACCGCCGUCCCCCACGGCACCGCCGUCGACUCCGCCCCCAGGCUGGACCGGCCCGUUACCAGGACCACCACCACCCGCGCCCCCACCACCACCACCACCGUGAAGCCCAGGGGGCCGAAGCCCCCCCGGACCCGGACCAGGGUCACACCGGGCCUGAUCGGAGCCCCCAGACCCGGGAAUGGGAAGAGACCGGUGAUGGGGAACCCGCUGUGUGCCAAGGCCUGCAAGAGGGACGGAACCAUCAAGACCAGCUACUGCGCCAGCGAAUUUGUGCUGACGGGUAAGGUCACGGCCCUGACCCCGGGGCCCCGGGGGUCCGUGCACGUGAGCGUGACCCUCAUCAGGACCUACAAGGAGGGCCGACUGUCCGUCACCGAGGGCGCCGCCCGCACCGUCAAGAUGGUGGCGCAGUGCAGGAAGUGCCCGGUGCUGAGGAAAGGGGCGGACUACAUCCUGAUGGGCGGGGUCGAUGAGGACGGCCGUGGCACGCUGAGCCACGGGGCCUUCACCGCCCUCUACAAGACCCCCCACGGCAAGCUGCUGACCAGCCUGGGCAAGCAGCCCUGUUAACCAGGCCUACACCACCCACAACCUGCCGACCAGCCUGGGCAAGCAGCCCUGUUAACCAGGCCUACACCACCCACAACCUGCCGACCAGCCUGGGCAAGCAGCCCUGUUAACCAGGCCACCAAGACUACACCACCCACAACCUGCCGACCAGCCUGGGCAAGCAGCCCUGUUAACCAGGCCUACACCAACCACAACCUGCCGACCAGCCUGGGCAAGCAGCCCUGUUAACCAGGCCUACACCACCCACAACCUGCCGACCAGCCUGGGCAAGCAGCCCUGUUAACCAGGCCACUAAAACUACACCACCCACUAGGCCUAACCACCCUCCAGGACAACACCACCCACCAGGCCUACACCACCCACCAGGCCUUCACCACCCAAUAGGAGAACACCACCCACCAGGCCUAUACCACCCACCAGGCCUACACCACCCAAUAGGCCUACACCAGCCACAAACGCUUACACCACCCACUAGGCCUACACCACCCACCAGGGCUACACUCAAUCUACGCAACCCACCGCCCUGUUAACCCUACCAGGCCUACACCACCCACAGCCAGGCCCUGGUGACCCCAAAACCUUUGAAGGACUGAGACCCCCACACCACCACCACAUUUCACAACAUCGAAAUCCAGGGAUCGUACCAACAAACGGAAACUGUAUUCUAGCAAUAAGAUGUGUUUGUGGCAAACCAACAGUUUUCCCUUCACCGCAGUGGAAUAUACCACUUUGUCUUACGUAAGACACAUUCCUGACUUUAAAUUGUAAUUUAUGUAUAAAUAAAGGAUUUAUAAGUCGUUA